This is a messenger RNA of Raphanus sativus (radish), 768 nucleotides long. Its product is annotated as probable serine/threonine-protein kinase PIX13. The record is from RefSeq and is a predicted model, not a curated record. The coding region runs from base 1 to 768 and encodes 255 amino acids. Gene Ontology annotation, molecular function: ATP binding; protein kinase activity. Lineage: Eukaryota; Viridiplantae; Streptophyta; Magnoliopsida; Brassicales; Brassicaceae. Gene Ontology annotation, biological process: protein phosphorylation. The transcript is spliced from 6 exons.
AUGACUAUCACUAAUUUUCUUGAACGCAUGCGAAGUGAGAUUUUUAGGGAAGUUUCAUCAUCCAAAUCUGGUCAAGCUAUUGGGUUAUUGCUGGAAGAGAAUCAGUUCCUCUUGGUGUACGAGUAUUUGCCUAAAGGAAGCCUUGAAAAUCACCUCUUCUCAAAAGGAGAGGCGUUAACAUGGGAUACACGUUUGAAAAUUGCCAUUGAAGCAGCUCAAGGACUUACUUUUUUACAUAACUCCGAAAAGAGUGUUAUUUACAGAGACUUCAAGGCUUCAAACAUUCUUCUUGAUUCCAACUUCCACGCCAAGCUUUCUGACUUCGGUCUAGCCAAAAAUGGCCCGAUUAAUGGAUUCUCCCACGUGACCACACGUGUCAUGGGCACACAAGGUUACGCAGCUCCGAAUACAUGGCUACAGGUCAUUUAUACGUGCGGAGUGAUGUUUACGGGGUUUGGAGUGGUCCUCCUAGAGCUAUUAACUGGUCUAAGAGCAUUAGACCCAACCCGACCAUCUGCGCAACAGAACCUUGUCGAAUGGGCUAAACCGGUUCUGACCCAGAAAAAGAAAAUCCAGAAAAUGAUGGACCCACGGCUCGAGCAAAAUCUUGAGAGAGAACACAUUCGUAGGAUCUUCAUUGUUUACUUGUCUUUCACUAGAACAGCUAGAGCUGUUACUACUACUCACGAGGAAGCAGGAGACAAGAACGUGGUCUUGUUGGAUUGUUGUUGUAAUAAAGAUGUUGCAUCUUGUUGGAAGUUCUCAUAG